Messenger RNA from Bombyx mori (domestic silkworm), 519 nucleotides. RefSeq names its product histidine-rich glycoprotein. The record is from RefSeq and is a predicted model, not a curated record. Lineage: Eukaryota; Metazoa; Arthropoda; Insecta; Lepidoptera; Bombycidae. The coding region runs from base 1 to 519 and encodes 172 amino acids. The transcript has 3 exons. Gene Ontology annotation, cellular component: extracellular matrix.
AUGUGGUUCCAGGUCGCUACUCUGUGUUUGGUGGUGAUUGCGGCGAUGGCGCAUCCGCCGGCAACAUCCCAUCAAUUUCGGGUGGAUCAUCACGAUCACCAUGAUCACCAUCAUCAUGUAGAUCACCAUAACAAUCAUCAUCACCAUGUUGAUCAUGACCAUCAUAGCCACCAUGAUCACCACAGGCAUUUCAACCAUAAUGAUCACCAUGAUCACCAUGACCACCAUGAACACCAAGCAUAUCACGGACACCAUGGCCACGAUGGACAUCACGACCACCAUGGACACCACGGACACCAUGAUCACCAUGUAACACAUCAACAACAUGGGCACUUGGACCACGCUUCGUCAUACCCUUCAUACCAAUUCUCCUACUCAGUUGAUGAUCACCACACCGGCGACCACAAAUCCCAGUCAGAAACGCGCCAUGGUGAUCAUGUAACAGGAGAAUACUCCCUCGUGGAGCCCGAUGGCAAUGUGAGAUCUGUUCAUUAUAAUGCAGAUGACCACCACGGGUAA